GGUCCAGGUGCUCCAGCCAACCGUGUGCUCAGACGUUCAUCAGAAGAAGAUAGUGGGCCGGAGGAAAGUGUGCGUGUGGGGUAUCGCGAAGGGCAGGGCGCGAUCACAGACGGGUUAUUGUUCUGAUUUAACCGCUGCCUCCUCGCGAUCUCCUCGAGUCUUCACUCGCAUCCCAUGGGCUUGGAAAAUACCGUGCUUCUGAGAUACAGCUGAACUCCCUGCGUGUAUAAUGUUCAAGAAGAGCAAGAGCAAAGUUCUGGUGGAUGAAGCGUCAGAGGAGGACGACGUGGCGUGGCAUCACGAGCACGCGAGGAAGGAUAAAGACUCUGAGGGAACAGAGGAAGUUCUGAGCCCCUCAACAAAGGAUUCAAAAUUAAAGAAGGUUAAAUCAAAGCGAGAAAAAGGAGACAAGAAGUUGUUUCCAUCUCAGGACGAUGAACACAUCUUGCUGACAGGAGUCACUGUCUCUCACAGAAGAGGGUCUGCUAAGAAAAACUGUGAGGAUGAAAAGAGUAAAGCACACCCAGAAAAAGACAAAGCACACUGUCUGUGGGACAGCAUCACGAUGACGAUGAAGCAAAUCACACCCACGAGGAAGAUCGACAAGAUUGAGGGCUGGGAGCCGCCUCAGCUGAACGAUGGAAUGGAGGAGGAAAAAAAUGAGCCGGAGAAGAAGAGGAGCGACUCAUCCCCGCUCUCCUCCCCUCUGUCACUGUCUCUGCCGCAUUCUCUGGGUUUGCCGUCCUGGGUUGGCUUGGGUUCGGAGGAGGACUCGUCUCGUUACUCUAGUCUGACUGAAUCACAGACGGGCGGCCCUGCCCAGUGGGCAGCUCGGGCACGAGAUAAAUUAGCCGCCGUUCGCCGCCGAAGUCCAGCCAGCCUAUCAGAAAGUAAUUGGGAGGGGCUAAAAUGAUUUACGUAUUAAUGUCUGUGAGGAUGGCCACACCCCCGUGUAUACCAACUCUAAUUGGACAGCCCACCGAUGUGAAGAGUAGGACCCUCAGACCAAGAGUGCCUGAUUGAAUGAUUUAUUGUCACUUUUCCAUUUGAUAUAAAAUGCGUGUCCAACUUUUGAAUGGAGCUCCUUCAGAGAAAUCACUGGAUGUACUCAUAGUUAAUCACCAUGCUGUUUAGUACAUUACUUUUAAAGGCUAUAAAAGACAUUUAAACACUCAAAGGGAGAGUUCAACCAAAAAUGAAAAUCAUUUAUUCACCCUCAUGU
Messenger RNA from Sinocyclocheilus anshuiensis, 1222 nucleotides. RefSeq names its product testis development-related protein-like. Bases 230 to 913 code for a protein of 227 amino acids. Gene Ontology annotation, cellular component: nucleus; cytosol. The record is from RefSeq and is a predicted model, not a curated record. NCBI's taxonomy places the organism in Eukaryota, Metazoa, Chordata, Actinopteri, Cypriniformes, Cyprinidae. Gene Ontology annotation, biological process: spermatogenesis. The transcript is spliced from 4 exons.